AUGGCUCCCGAGAUUCCCAAGACCAUGAAAGCUGUCCAACUUGUAGGGUGGAAAAAGCCAUACGAGCUACAUGAGAUAGACGUUCCCCAGGUCGGCGACACAGAUCUUCUGGUCAAAUCUGCUGCAGCAGGUUUCUGUCAUACCGAUUAUCAAGUUUGGGAGGGUGUCUAUGAAUCACCGACCCCUAUUGUGCCCUCGCAUGAGCCCGUUGGCACCAUCGUUGCGGUUGGUUCAAAGGUACAAGACAAAUGGAAGGUUGGUCAGCGUGUGGGCGCAUUGCUAUUUCGGCACCAAUGCCACCAUUGCCUCAAAUGCAAGACCACAAAUGAUAUUCGAUUCUGCGAGAACAUUGACUUUGCCGGCCUGAAAGCCGACGGAGGAAUGGCAGAAUAUUUCAUUGCUGAUGGACACAAUGCUGUCUUGUUGCCAGAUGAGGUGGAUUUUGAGAAUGCUGCGCCACUGAUGUGUGCUGGGGCAACCACCUGGGCUGGCAUCGAGGCUUCAAGAGUGAAGCCAGGCGACCCGAUUGGCAUCGUUGGCAUCGGUGGACUUGGUUCUCUGGCUGUUCAAUUCGCAAAAGCGCUUGGACAUCCCGUGGUCGCAGUUGACAAUCGGCCAGAAGGCAGGGCUCUGGCACAAGAGACCCCUUUGAAAGCUGACCUCGUUGUUGACUUCAAUGACAAGGACGCAACCGAGAAGAUCAAGAAUUGGGCUGGCGAUGGCGGCUUACCAGCAAUCGUGAUCACCACGGAUAACAAUGAUGCCACCGACUGGAUGCUUUCCACGUUGAGACCUCAUGGGGUUGCGGUACCUCUUGGCUUGCCUGUACCCAAUGUUCAAUUCGACUCAUUUGCGUUAGUUUUCCAGGAGCUGCUGAUCGUAGGCUCGGUGGUGUCCACCAAAGAACAGGCCGCAGCAAUGUUGGAGACGGUGGCCAAACACGGGAUACGCUCCCACAUCACUACUAUCCCUCUUGAGAAGGUCCCGGAGGCGUUGCCAGGUGCCUAUAUGGAUCCUCAUCUCAAAGGUCGUCUCGUGGUGAAGAUCGCUUGA
Molecule: messenger RNA, 1053 nt
Organism: Exophiala bonariae
Lineage: Eukaryota; Fungi; Ascomycota; Eurotiomycetes; Chaetothyriales; Herpotrichiellaceae
Exons: 3
Coding region: 1-1053 (350 amino acids)
Cellular component (GO): cytoplasm
Molecular function (GO): alcohol dehydrogenase (NAD+) activity
Source: RefSeq, a predicted model, not a curated record